GCAUUGUGCUCUACAGAGCCAACUCCUUAAUCGCCCUGCUUGAUUUGAAUUCUGAUAUUUUCGGUAUUGCUUCUUCUUUUAUAUUCCAAUUCUGAUUUGGGUUUUAUAUACAGAGUAUAGACCAUGAUUUCUAGCAAGAAUUUGGCUAACGCCGUUGGAGGCAAAACGGCUAGAGCCUGUGAUAGUUGUAUCAAGAAGCGUGCACGAUGGUAUUGUGCAGCUGAUGAUGCUUUCCUUUGCCAGGCUUGUGACUCUUCGGUGCACUCGGCGAACCCGUUAGCCCGUCGACACGAAAGGGUUCGCUUGAAAACUGCAUCUUUUAAGAGUCUGGACAUCAAGAAUUCAGCACCAUCGUGGCACCAAGGGUUCACCAGAAAGGCUCGGACACCACGACAAGCGAAAUCCGUGAAGGUUGAAGAAAAGGCAGGAAACCCUGCUCCUCUUGUGCCUGAAGUUGGUUCUGAUGAGAACUCACAUGAAGAGUAUGAAGAGGAGGAGCAGCAGCUUCUUUAUAGGGUUCCCGUAUAUGACCCGUUUGAGUCGGAGCUAUGCACCUCAACUAUUUUAAAUGAACGAGAAGCAGCCCCGACUGUAGCUAAUGGAGGUGAAUCGAAGGAUUUGAUAGGUGGAUAUGGAGGGGAUGGAGAUAGUUGUCACGGGUUUCUUCCAUCAGAGAUGGAUCUUGCGGAAUUCGCAGCUGAUGUGGAGAGUUUGCUUGGAAGGGGUCUUGAGAACGAGUGUUUUGGAAUGGAAGAGCUUGGUCUUAUGGAUUAUACAGAGGAGGAUAUGAGGGAGUGCUCUGUUGAGAAGGGAAAAGUGAAGCUAGAAGAGGAAGAUGGAGUUGAAGUUGUUGUAAGGGAACGUCAUGGUGCUCAGAUUGAUAUGACAAGAGAACCCUUCGAAUUGAACUUUGACUAUGACUCUCAUGCAACAUGUGCCGAGGAAGAAGAGAAGGUGGGGUUCGAGGAGAAGGUCGUCAAGAACUGUGAAGGGGAGGAAGAAAAUGGUGGAAAGAAGAAGAAGAGGAAGAUGCAAUUAAGUUUAGAUUAUGAAGGGGUCAUGACAGCAUGGGCAAGCCAAGGGUGUCCAUGGACUACUGGGAGUAGGCCGGAUAUCGACGAAUGCUGGCCUGAUUGCAUGGGUACUUGCGGAACAACAAUUCAGCAUCCUUACGGUGGCUUUGGUGGAUAUCGGGCCAUGGGGGACGGAGGGAGAGAGGCAAGAGUGUCAAGGUACAGAGAGAAGCGCCGAACGAGGUUGUUCUCGAAGAAAAUUAGGUAUGAAGUUCGGAAACUGAAUGCCGAGAAGAGGCCAAGAAUGAAAGGGAGGUUUGUCAAGAGGACGUCCUUUCAAGCAUCCUGUUAAAUUGUUCAUUCGCUAACACUAAGUUUUCUGCACUUGCUCAUUAAAAUGGGUGUGUUUUUUAGCCUCCUGGCUUUUGCACAAAUCCAAUAAAGCAAAUGAAUGUAAAUGCGAAAGGUUACAGGUUUAACUCCCAUGCCUAGUAGAUUUGGAGGUUUUUCCCGUAAGGGUUUCAAGUCGGUCUAAACUAUCGUCAAUAUAGAGCAUAUUGGGUUG
Molecule: messenger RNA, 1578 nt
Organism: Tripterygium wilfordii
Lineage: Eukaryota; Viridiplantae; Streptophyta; Magnoliopsida; Celastrales; Celastraceae
Product: zinc finger protein CONSTANS-LIKE 6-like
Exons: 2
Coding region: 124-1365 (413 amino acids)
Biological process (GO): regulation of DNA-templated transcription
Cellular component (GO): nucleus
Molecular function (GO): zinc ion binding; protein binding
Source: RefSeq, a predicted model, not a curated record